AGGAGCAGCAGCCGCCCAAGCAGCCGAACAGCCGGAGCCAUGAACGUCCUGAGCAUCGCCCUCGUUCUCUGUGCCGCUCUGGCCAGUGCUAUGGCUGGCGGAGUGCUUGGCGGAUAUGGCCUCGGCUACGGUCUUGGAGGCGCCGGCCUCGGCCUUGGAGGAGGCUACGGACUUGGUUAUGGCGGCUACGGUCUCGGAUAUGGCGGUGGAUACGGCCUGGGUGGUGUCGGUGUCGGUAGCAGCGUUGCCCUCUUGAGCGGAGGACCUGCGUUCGCCAAGGCCGUGGCUGGACCGGCCUUCCUGGUGAGGACGGUGCACCACGUCAACAAGGUCAGCGGCGGGGGAGCCCUCCUCGCCCACUCUGGUCUCGGAGGAGGAUACGGCGCAGGAUACGGGGGCCUCGGCUACGGUGGUCUCGGAUACGGUGGUCUCGGAUACGGCGGUUAUGGUGGAUACGGAUACGGCGGCUACGGCUACAAGGGCUGA
This is a messenger RNA of Dermacentor silvarum, 486 nucleotides long. Its product is annotated as chorion class B protein L11-like. The transcript is spliced from 2 exons. The coding region runs from base 40 to 486 and encodes 148 amino acids. Lineage: Eukaryota; Metazoa; Arthropoda; Arachnida; Ixodida; Ixodidae. The record is from RefSeq and is a predicted model, not a curated record.